Ustilaginoidea virens is the source of this 1380-nucleotide messenger RNA. RefSeq lists its product as uncharacterized. Gene Ontology annotation, biological process: ergosterol biosynthetic process; acetyl-CoA metabolic process. Lineage: Eukaryota; Fungi; Ascomycota; Sordariomycetes; Hypocreales; Clavicipitaceae. Gene Ontology annotation, molecular function: hydroxymethylglutaryl-CoA synthase activity. The record is from RefSeq and is a predicted model, not a curated record. The transcript has 4 exons. The coding region runs from base 1 to 1380 and encodes 459 amino acids.
AUGGCCAUGGCCCCGCGUCCCCAGAACAUUGGCAUCAAGGCCAUUGAAAUCUACUUCCCCAGUCAGUAUGUCGAGCAAUGCGAGCUGGAAAAGUUUGACGGCGUCGCCGCCGGCAAAUACACCAUCGGCCUCGGCCAAACCAAGAUGGGCUUCUGUGACGAUCGCGAAGACAUCUACUCCCUUGCUCUCACGGUUGUCUCAAACCUCCUCAGCAAGUACAAGAUCGACCCCAACUCCAUCGGCCGCGUCGAGGUCGGCACCGAGACCAUCCUGGACAAGUCAAAGUCGGUCAAGUCGGUUCUCAUGCAGCUGUUCGGGGACAACACCAACAUCGAAGGCGUCGAUACCGUCAAUGCCUGCUACGGCGGCACCAAUGCCCUGUUCAACAGCGUCAACUGGGUCGAGUCCUCCGCAUGGGACGGGCGAGACGCCAUUGUCGUCGCCGGCGACAUUGCGCUGUACGCCAAGGGCAACGCUCGUCCCACCGGAGGCGCCGGCGCCGUGGCCAUGCUCAUCGGCCCCGACGCCCCCGUCGUCAUGGAGCCGGGCCUGCGAGGCACCUACAUGCAGCACGUCUACGACUUUUACAAGCCCGACCUGACCAGCGAGUAUCCGUACGUCGACGGCCACUACUCCAUCAACUGCUACACAAAGGCCCUGGACGCCGCCUACCGCGACUACUGCAAGCGCGAGGCCAAGAUGGCCAACGGCCACGUCAACGGCCACGCCAACGGUACCGAUCCCAGCAAGACGCCUCUCGACCGCUUUGAUUACCUUGCUUUCCACGCCCCCACCUGCAAGCUCGUGCAAAAGUCGUACGCCAGGUUGCUAUACCACGACUACCUGUCCAAUGCCGACGCCCCCGCCUUUGCCGAGGUGGCUCCCGAGCUGCGCGACAUGGACUACGAAAAGUCCCUGACUGACAAGCUCGUCGAGAAGACCUUCAUGGGCCUUAGCAAGAAGAAGUUCCAGGAACGCGUCAGCCCCGCCACCCAGGUCGCCGCCAUGUGCGGCAACAUGUACUGCGCCAGCGUUUGGGGUGGCGUUGCCAGUCUGCUGUCCUUUGCCGAGCCCAAGGCCCUCGAGGGCAAGCGCAUCGGUGUCUUCUCGUACGGCUCUGGCCUGGCUUCCAGCUUCAUGUCCUUCCGGGUCAACGGCAGCGUCGAAACCAUUGCCAAGACGCUCAACAUUCCCGCUCGCCUCGAGGCUCGCCGCGCCGUGCCCCCCGAGGCCUUUGAUGCUAUGUGCGAGCUCCGCCACCAAGCCCACCUCAAGAAGGAUUACACCCCCAAGGGUGAGCCUUCCACCAUCGCCCCCGGCACAUACUACCUCGAAAAGGUCGACGGCAUGUUCAAGCGCGAGUACAAAGUCCAGGCAUAG